Messenger RNA from Oreochromis niloticus (Nile tilapia), 2412 nucleotides. RefSeq names its product potassium channel modulatory factor 1 (gene kcmf1). Bases 194 to 1363 code for a protein of 389 amino acids. The transcript is spliced from 7 exons. Gene Ontology annotation, molecular function: zinc ion binding. Lineage: Eukaryota; Metazoa; Chordata; Actinopteri; Cichliformes; Cichlidae. The record is from RefSeq and is a predicted model, not a curated record. Gene Ontology annotation, biological process: synaptic signaling. Gene Ontology annotation, cellular component: plasma membrane.
UCAUUCACAGCACUCAGCCAUAAGUGACACUGGGAGGGGAAGCAGUACAAACUGUAAGCUGCUGGGGGAUCCAUCUUGCCUGAAAAAACAGACCAGGGUGAAGGAUUUUUCAGUUUAUUGACUCAAAAACUGCAUCGUUCCCCAUUAGACGUGUUGGGGAGCCCGAGGAGGGGGCUGUGUCGCUGUUUGUAGGAUGUCCCGACAUGAGGGUGUGAGCUGCGAUGCGUGUUUAAAGGGCAACUUUAGAGGAAGACGGUUCAAGUGUUUAAUUUGCUACGACUACGACCUGUGCGCGUCGUGCUACGAGAGCGGAGCCACGACAACAAGGCACACCACAGAGCACCCCAUGCAGUGUAUAUUAACCAGGGUAGACUAUGAUUUGUACUAUGGAGGAGACACUUUUUCAGUAGAGCAGCCACAGUCAUUCACAUGUCCUUACUGUGGCAAGAUGGGCUUCACGGAGACAUCCCUACAGGAGCAUGUCACCUCGGAGCAUUCAGAGACUUCCACGGAGGUGAUCUGUCCAAUAUGCGCUGCCUUGCCCGGAGGGGAUCCCAACCAUGUGACAGAUGACUUCACAGCUCACCUCACUCUCGAACACAGAGCACCAAGAGAUUUAGAUGAGUCCAGCAGUGUGCGGCAUGUACGCAGGAUGUUCCACCCCGGGCGAGGACUGGGCGGCCCCAGAGCACGACGGACAAAUAUGCACUUUACUAGCGGCUCCACAGGGGGACUUUCAUCCUCCUCAUCACAGAGCUCCACUUACACCCCCAGUAACAGAGAGGCAAUGGACCCAAUCGCAGAGUUGUUGUCUCAGCUGUCAGGUGUGCGGCGUGCUGCAGGAGGGCAAAUAAACUCGUCGGGACCUUCAGCCUCUCAGCUCCAGCAGCUCCAGAUGCAGCUGCAGUUGGAGCGGCAGCAAGCUCAGGCGGCACGACAGCAAGUUGAGACGAGCCGGCACGCGACGCGACGCGGCAACAACCCGGGCAACACCGGCACCGCCGUCCCCCAGCCCAGCACAGCAACUGCCAACACCACCACUGUGGGUGAAAGCAAUCCUGCAUCCUCGUCCCACAGCUCCCAGUUCCUAUUAGCACGGUUGAAUGAACCCAAGAUGUCCGAAGCAGAGCGGCAGUUCCUAGAAGGCGAGCGAGCGGACCGCAGCCUGUUUGUCCAGGAGCUGCUUUUGUCCACGCUGAUGCACGAAGAGAGCUCCUCUUCAGAUGAGGAUGACCGCCGAGACUUCGGCGACUUCGGAGCGAUGGGCUGCGUGGAUAUCAUGCCUUUAGAUGUGGCGUUGGAGAACCUCCAGCUUAAAGAGAGCAGCUCUACGGGGAAGGAGCCUCCGCCGCCGCCUCUUUGAUGUCCGAGCAUCAAGCAGACUGUGUCCUCCGUGCUGCAACUGUCAGUGAUGGGCAGCAAACAGCAGCAGCAGCAGUCCCCCAUACCCCAGCCUACCCCACCCCCAGCCUCACCCUUUCUCCCUGCCCCCUGAUUUUCUGAGUUUGUUUUUGGUGAUUGUAAUUUCAGGCCUGUCACCACAUUUGUUAUAUUGUAAACAAAAAUAAAUGAGAGCAAGUGGGAUAAAUGUGUGAGUGCGCGACGCGAGCAAGUGAGCGAGAGAAGAGAACUAUAUAAAUCUAUAUAAAAUAUAUAUGAAGUCGAUAAUCAAUCCACAUUACUUUUCUUUUAUCAGGUAAAUGUUACAGGCAGCUGUGGCAGACCUUUGCUUCCUGUGACAUGCAAACGGCUCUCCGUAUAAAUACUCCACAUUCAAAAAGUGAAGAGGGCACAGGCUCCUCUGAUGAAGCUGCUGUGUGUGUUUAUGACUAUUAAUAAAUAAAGUGCUUGGAUGGGUUACCAUUAACUACCGCAUGCAGUUAUUUGCAGCGUGCAUGACUUAAUGACCCUGUCAUUAAAACCUUUUCAAAAUCCCAAAGCUCACAAUUGUUAAAUGAUCAUUUCUAGGGAUGCACUGAUCGUUUUGUUGUUUAGUUUGUUUUUGCUUUCGUGCUACAUAAAAUAGGAACUCUCCAGUUUGAAAUGCAUAAUGUCACAUGACAGGCGAACAAAGGUCACUGCUGUCUUAUUUAGAGAUAGUAGUCCAGAUACGUCGGUGCAUCCCUGGUUAUUUCAGACGUGGUUAAGUAUUGAAAGUGUAGAAGUUUGACAAAGACGGUGAAAUCUGAAAGUGUAUUUCGUCAGGUUUUCUUUGAAGUAUUUAAAAAGGAGAAACUAUUCGAUUCUGCUGCAGUGUGUUUCUCAGCCCCGCUCUCGCCUUUUUUGGUGCAUCAGAGGGAAACUAGAGACGGAAGAAAGAAGCUCCUCUCUGAUUUUGCUUUUUUUUUUCCUAGCUGGUAUUGUUCAGCUAUAAACUAAAGUCACAGUAUACUUCUGAAUUUAUCGAUGAGU